UUCAAUAAAACCCUAAUUGACGGAACAUUUUCUCUUACAUCUUCAAAAUCCUCAAACCCCAUCUCUUUUCUGUUUCUCCUAUGGCGACACCACGUGAGGAGAGUAACCCGUACGACGGCGGAUUUGGAGCCGGUGGAAAGUUCAGGAAACGGCCGUUUAGGAGGACAACUCCGUACGAUCGACCCCCAACCGCAAUUAGGAACCCCAACGGUAGCGGAGAUAGAACUGGUUGGUUAUCGAAACUGGUGGAUCCAGCGCAGAGGCUUAUUACUUACAGUGCUCACAGGCUCUUCGCCUCCUUCUUUAGGAAACGGCUUACUCCUUCGCCGCCUCAUCCACCGGAAGCGCCGGUGUCAGAGACUAAUCAGGAAGCAAAGGAGAAUUCACCUGCAGCAACUUCAACAGUAAAGCCAAUCUGGAAUGUGGGAAAUGCCAGUAAUCAUGCUGAUGAAGGUGGAGUUGCUGAACUUGAAGAAAUUUUGAAGCACAAGACAUUUACGAGAUCUGAAAUUGAUCGUUUGACGAGUUUGCUACAUUCAAGAACUGUUGAUUUUCCUGGUGAAAAUGAAUACAUGGUUUCUAAAUUGAAACCAGUGGUAUCAUGUGACAAGGAAGAAAAGAUUCCAGAGACCCCGGUUAGAGAAAAUGGUACUGAGAACCAUCUCAUUUCUAAUCCUGUUGUCUGCUCAACUGUCCUUGAUGAGGAUGUUGCUUCACCUGCUGAGCUUGCAAAAGCUUACAUGGGCAGUAGGCCUCAAAAAGCAUCUGUUUCUAUGCUUAGAUCACACAAUAAAGUGCCUAUGGCAGAUUCAGCUUUACUUAACAAUAGAAGUUUCCCUACUAAGUCACCCAUAACGUCUCUUGUGCCAAGAUCAGGCCAUGUUGGGAGUCCUGGAAAUGGUUUUGUGACCCCAAGAUCAAGGGGCAGGUCUGCAAUAUAUAGCAUGGCAUGGACACCUUAUUCCAGAGCUAACUCGGGAGUUGUUCUCAAGGGUGCUGGAACUGCAAGUAGUGCUUUUGGUGGACCAUCAUCGUCGUCUCGGAGUGCAUGGGAGCAAGAUAGAAUUUCCGGCUCUACUCAAGGGGUUUUAAAGCGCAGGAGUUCAGUGUUAGACCAUGAUAUAGGAUCAAUUGGCCCUAUUCGCCGGAUUCGUCAGAAAUCCAACAUUCUUUCUUCAAAACACUCUAUCUUACCUGUUUCUGCUAAUGCUCUAUCUGUGCACAUAGCUGACACUAGUUCAGCUGAUCUAAAUCCUCUAGCUGAGAUUGGGUAUAACAGCACUCCUGGCACUAGUUUUACCCCUGUUCCAUCCAAGUCUUCUGAAGUGGCUUCAAAAAUAUUACAGCAGCUUGACAAGUUAGUCUCCCCUGGGGAAAAAUCAUGUAGUAAGUUGUCACCAUCUAUGCUAAAUGGGCAGUCUCUUAAAAGCCCUGAGAAUGUAGAUUCUUCAAAAUUUUUGGACAUGCAUGCUAAUGACAAGUUGAGUGGUUCUCACAUGGUACUGCCUGAUUCUCAUGACUCUAUGUCUUACAACCGUGAUAAAGCUAAACGAAAUGGAUCAACAAUGUUGGUUGCCCUCUCUGAUAAGUCAGUUCAUGCAAUGAGUGGUAUAGAUACUGGUAGUUUAAUGAAUGAUAACAAUGAGCCUAAUGGUAAAGCUUCUGAUUCCACUGUGAUCAAGUCUGCCAUACAGCCACCUCAACAAAAGAGACGGGGUUUUCAGAUGAGUGCAAAUGAGGAUUAUCUGGAUCUGGAUGAUGAUGGGUAUCCUAACGGAGCUGCAUCUGCUACACUUGGUAAAGUAAGUAAGGGUGCUGCUGCUGCUAUAUCCGUAGAGAAGCCUAAGGUUGCCACUUCAUCUCUUCCGGCAGCAUUGUUGGCAUCUCAGUCAACUUCAACAGCUAAGGAAGAUUCUGCCUCGGAGGAACCAAAGGUCACUUCUAUGCUUAGCAUCCAGGAGAAAGUUGCAUCAGCUAAGCAGUCAGAUGUUGCUACUUCCAUAUUUCGCUUUGCCUCUGCCGAUGUUGGUGAAAUUUCAUCAGCUAGUGAACCUUCAGGUGCUAAGUUACCUGCAAGUUCAGACUCAAAACUGGAGAACACAAGCAGUUUUGCUACUACUGCUGCUGGUACAACCAAUUGUUUGGAGAAUAAAAUUGAGAACACUCCAACUGGGAUCUUAUUCAGGCCCCCUGAAACAACUAUAUCCACUUCUGGAUCAACUUCGAUGUCAGCUGGAAGCAUCUUCAAGUUUGAUACCUCGAAGAAUAGUUCUACUUUGAAUAAUGGGUCUCUUGCUUCAAGUCCUUUUUCUUACACUUUGCCAACACCAUCUCUAAUCCCCAAUAAUGGUCAAAGUUCAUCCUUUGGUUCUAUUAAACAUGUAUCCAGCGCAAACAGUGACCCUUUUGAUACUGCCACCGCAUCCACUACUGCCAAUGUCACCAUUAGCAGUACAAGCAGCAGCCCCUCACUUGAUGCUUCAGUCUACCUAACUACUGCUGCACCUGUUUUCAAGUUUGCAUCCUCUGGGUUCCCAUCAGCUGCAGUUUCAACCUUAUCUGCAACUUCAAGGGAAGCAGUUGAAGUGAAGACCCAGGAUACAAGCUCCGGCAAUGUUGGCCUUUUUGGUAGUAAUUCUGCUUUUACUAGCUCUGGAAGUAAUAUUUUUGGUGGUUCAUCUGCGGUUACAGGCACUAGCAGCACUUCUGGUUGUACAACUGCUAUAAUUACAAGCGCUGAAAGUAGUAGGCCCAAUGAUACAUCUUCCAACAUCACAAACUCCGGAAGUGGCUUUUUCAGCAGCACAAACACAGUGACAAACACAGGCAAUGGUAUCUUUGGUGGAACAUCAGUAAAUACAGACGCAGGCAGGAGUACUUUUGGUAGUGCAUCUUUGCCAAUAGCUAGUACAGGGAGUAGUACUUUUUCCACUAAAGCUUCAAUCUCUAGCACAGGAAGUAAAAUCUUUGGAUUCAGUGCUCCGGCUACAUCUGGAUCUACUAUGCAGGCACAGGGUUUAAAUCCUUUUAAUGCUGUUAAUACCCAAGCAUUUGCUGCUGGCACUGGAUUUGGUACCUCAACUCAAAGCACGCCAAUUCAGUUUUCUUCAUCUGGAUCAUCUUCCGCAGUUGCUGGGAAUACUACCUUUGCUUCUGGCACUUCAGUGUUUGGGUCAUCAGCAUCUGUAGCUAAACCUUUUGGUUCAGGGGCUAGUUCUGGAAUGAGUUUUUCCGCAUCUGAAACAAAUUCUUUGAGCUCUGGCAGUGGCAUUGCUUCAGGCACAUUUGGCUCCAAUUGGCAAGCCCCUAAGUCGCCCAUAUUUGAUUCAUCAACAUCAUCAGGGUUCUCCUUUGGAUCAUCAGCUUCUGUUACUGCUCCUAGCACUGCACCUGCUCUCUUUGGGUCGUCCACUGGUGCCUCCUCAAACUCCAUAUUUUCUUUCACUUCAGCUAUAGUUGCUACGCCUUCACAGUCUGUGUUUGGUAACACCAAUCCGGGCCUGGUGCUUGGGUCAACUCCUGCUGCAGUUGCUAUGCCAUCGCAGUCCGUGUUUGUUAACACCAGUCCCGGCUUGGUGUUUGGGUCAACUCCAGCUGCAGGUGCUACUCCAUCGCAGAAUGUGUUUGGCAACACCAGUUCAGGCUUGGUGUUUGGGUCAACUCCAUCUAGUAAUAAUGAUCAAAUGGAGGAUACUAUGGCAGAUGACACUGCUCAAACUGCACCAACUGUUCCAACAUUUGGUCAACCGCUAAUCUCACCUCCUGCAUCGGGGCCUCCUUUUGGUGCAUCAUACACAGCAGGAGCCACGUUUCAAUUUGGAGCCCAACCAACCACAUCACAUAAUCCAUCUCCAUUUCAGGCUUCUAGCAGUCAGGAAUUUGGUGCUGGAGGGAGCUUCUCACUGGGCACCAGCGGUGGUGACAAGUCUACUAGAAGAAUUGUGAAAGUCCGCAGGCAGCGGAAGAAGUAAAAAGGUUCCUCUUAAUUAUGAUGGUAGAGGAGAAAAGCACCUGAUGAACGUUGCUCUACGUGGUGUGGCCGUGCCAGUCUGAACUUUGAAAAAUGGUGUCGGUUCUACACAAGCAUGCGUAUACAGUUUUCCAAUCUUCUUAUGGUUGUGGCAGAAGUCACAAUUUGUAUGGUGUUCCGAGUUAGUACCAUAGUGAGAAAGAGAGUUCAAUUAGGUGAUAUGAGUGAUUUCAUUCAGGUUUUGUGUACCCUUGUCUCUAUUGUAACAUAAAAGAAGGAUAAAAUGCUUAUGACUUCAUUUUUAGAUAUUCUUGAUAAGAAGAAUUUCACCGCUUGUUUUGCA
This is a messenger RNA of Hibiscus syriacus, 4313 nucleotides long. RefSeq names its product nuclear pore complex protein NUP1-like. Lineage: Eukaryota; Viridiplantae; Streptophyta; Magnoliopsida; Malvales; Malvaceae. The transcript is spliced from 9 exons. The record is from RefSeq and is a predicted model, not a curated record. Gene Ontology annotation, biological process: nuclear membrane organization; poly(A)+ mRNA export from nucleus. The coding region runs from base 81 to 3971 and encodes 1296 amino acids. Gene Ontology annotation, cellular component: nuclear envelope.